This is a messenger RNA of Closterium sp. Yama58-4, 1338 nucleotides long. The record is from the annotation of a GenBank genome assembly. NCBI's taxonomy places the organism in Eukaryota, Viridiplantae, Streptophyta, Zygnematophyceae, Desmidiales, Closteriaceae.
AUGAAGGUUCGCCCCCGGAUGAAGGUUCGCCCCCGGAUUAAGGUUCGCCCCCGGAUUAAGGUUCGCCCCCGGAUUAAGGUUCGCCCCCGGAUUAAGGUUCGCCCCCGGAUUAAGGUUCGCCCCCGGAUUAAGGUUCGCCCCCGGAUUAAGGUUCGCCCCCGGAUUAAGGUUCGCCCCCGGAUUAAGGUUCGCCCCCGGAUUAAGGUUCGCCCCCAGAUGAAGGUUCGCCCCCGGAUUAAGGUUCGCCCCCGGAUUAAGGUUCGCCCCCGGAUUAAGGUUCGCCCUCGGAUGAAGGUUCGCCCCCGGAUGAAGGUUCGCCCCCGGAUUAAGGUUCGCCCCCGGAUUAAGGUUCGCCACGGAGUUCGCCCCCGGAUUAAGGUUCGCCCCCGGAUUAAGGUUCGCCCCCGGAUGGAGGUUCGGCCCCGGAUGAAGGUUCGCCCCCGGAUGAAGGUUCGCCCCCGGAUGAAGGUUCGCCCCCGGAUGAAGGUUCGCCCCCGGAUGAAGGUUCAUCCCCGGAUUAAGGUUCGCCCCCGGAUUAAGGUUCGCCCCCGGAUUAAGGUUCGCCCCCGGAUUAAGGUUCGCCCCCGGAUUAAGGUUCGCCCCCGGAUUAAGGUUCGCCCCCGGAUUAAGGUUCGCCCCCGGAUUAAGGUUCGCCCCCGGAUUAAGGUUCGCCCCCGGGUGAAGGUUCGCCCCCGGAUGAAGGUUCGCCCCCGAAUGAAGGUUCGCCCCCGGAUUAAGGUUCGCCCCCGGAUUAAGGUUCGCCCCCGGAUUAAGGUUCGCCCCCGGAUUAAGGUUCGCCCCCGGAUUAAGGUUCGCCCCCGGAUUAAGGUUCGCCCCCGGAUUAAGGUUCGCCCCCGGAUUAAGGUUCGCCCCCGGAUUAAGGUUCGCCCCCGGAUUAAGGUUCGCCCCCGGAUUAAGGUUCGCCCCCGGAUUAAGGUUCGCCCUCGGAUGAAGGUUCGCCCCCGGAUGAAGGUUCGCCCCCGGAUGAAGGUUCGCCCCCGGAUGAAGGUUCGCCCCCGGAUGAAGGUUCGCCCCCGGAUGAAGGUUCGCCCCCGGAUUAAGGUUCGCCCCCGGAUUAAGGUUCGCCCCCGGAUUAAGGUUCGCCCCCGGAUUAAGGUUCGCCCCCGGAUUAAGGUUCGCCCCCGGAUUAAGGUUCGCCCCCGGAGGAUCACCUCCGGAUUAAGGUUCACCCCCGGAUUAAGGUUCACCCCCGGAUUAAGGUUCACCCCUGGAUUAAGGCGGCUGUGGUACACACGCAGCACGUGGAAUGCAUAUAAUCAAAAAGCAGAAUUUCGAAGUGGCACAAGCAGAUGUGUGCGGUGGAAUGCGGCGCGGUGA